AUGCACUGCUCUAUAUGUAAAGCACCUAAUCAUAACAAGAAAGGUCACCACAAGCAUGUUAAUGACAUUCAAAAUGAGCAGGCAGCAAAACAAGUAGAGGAAGAUUUUGAUGACCCUGGCAUUGUUGCUAACAUAAUGCCACAUACUGUGAGGCCAUUUCUUGAUCCAACACAAACUCCUGACUCUAUGGUUUUCAUGAUGCAGGAGCAGGAGAGGUUUGUAUAUCCACGUGUUAGAGACUUUGGUCCUCUACCAGAGUCAAAUUUCAUAGCAAAUGCUAGAGAAGAAAUUCCUCCUCCCAGAAUGACCACAGCAAUGACAAGGGGCAGGAUCAGAAGAGGUGGAACUGCUCCAUCUGGAGCAAGAGGUGGAAAUGCUGCAUCUGGGCACAAUGCAAGAGGAGGAGGAGCAUCAAAUGUUGCAAGAGGUGGAGGGGACAAUGCAAGAGGAGGAGCAUCAAAUGAGCAGGAGAGGUUUGUAUAUCCACGUGUUAGAGACUUUGGUCCUCUACCAGAGUCAAAUUUCAUAGCAAAUGCUAGAGAAGAAAUUCCUCCUCCCAGAAUGACCACAGCAAUGACAAGGGGCAGGAUCAGAAGAGGUGGAACUGCUGCAUCUAGAGCAAGAGGUGGAAAUGCUGCAUCUGGGCACAAUGCAAGAGGAGGAGGAGCAUCAAAUGUUGCAAGAGGUGGAGGGCACAAUGCAAGAGGAGGAGCAUCAAAUGUUGCUGGAGGCGGAGGGCACAAUACAAGCGCAGGUGGAGGCCACAAUGCAAGAGGAGGAGGAGGGCACAAUGCUAGAGGAGGGAAUAUUGCAAGAGGAGGUGGAGGCCACAAUGCUAGAGGAGGAGGGAAUGUUGCAAGAGGAGGAGGAGGCCACAAUGCUACAGGAGCAAAUGUGGCUAGAGGAGCAAGAGCUGCAGCUCCUGGCUUCUACAACCUCCGUUUUGGAGAUGAUGGAUCUAGUAGAACUUGGACUGAAGCAACAAAUUUCAUGCAGGCCGAGGAAGAAGUUCUGAUCACUCAGAAUGCACCUGAUGAUGAAUGGCCUCAUGAUUUCCUAUCCCAGUGA
Messenger RNA from Aegilops tauschii subsp. strangulata, 1068 nucleotides. NCBI's taxonomy places the organism in Eukaryota, Viridiplantae, Streptophyta, Magnoliopsida, Poales, Poaceae. The record is from RefSeq and is a predicted model, not a curated record.